AUUAUUUUAAUCCAAUUUGAAACAUUUUAAAUAUUAAUCAAUAGUUAAUAAUUUUGGUCCGUCAAUAACUUUUAAUGUUUUGCAAGGGAUUUUGACUCGGCGUUCUUUAAGACCACGCGUAGGCACGGUGUGGACGGACGCAGACGAGUAGAUCUGAGUUCAGUGGAGGUUGGACUGUUCGAGCUUCAGUGUGAAGAAAAACAUGUGUGAGCGAGCAGAACUGUGGGUUUGUAAAGCUGCUGUCGGCGAGGCUGAAUAACACGCCUGGACUAAACGGACCGAAUUAUACACUUCACAAUAUGAAGACGCGGACGCGUCAUGGGAUCAUAUUCAUUGGUUUUGUGACUGUGCUUACAAGCUUAUUAUUCCUGUACAACAGCAGUUCAUCCGAAACACCUGAAGAUCAGAUUCAAUCAGAUGGACAUCAGAUGAACGUUCUCAGUCAGCAAACAUCCUACUUAGAAGGUUACAGCAGCAUCAUUGAUCAUAAGCCUCUUAGGAUGCAUUGCAGAAGUUGUGCCUUAGUGACCAGCUCUGGUCACAUGACAGGAAGUGAUCGAGGUGCAGAGAUUGAUAGUAAGGAGUGCGUCAUCCGAAUGAACGACGCCCCGACAAAAGGCUACCAGAGUGACGUGGGCCAGCGGACGAGCCUGCGUGUGGUCGCGCAUUCCAGCGUGCAACGUGUGCUACGAAACCGCCUUGAGCUGCUCACCUCCAGCCAGGACACCGUCUUUGUCUUCUGGGGGCCCGGAAACUACAUGCGACGAGACGGUAAAGGCCUCGUCUACAACAACCUGCGCCUGAUGAAGCAGGUGAUGCCUAAACUACAGGUGUAUAUCAUCUCACGGUUGAAGAUGUUGCAUUUUGAUGAGCUUUUUAAGAAGGAAACAGGAAAAGACAGGAAAAGGUCCAAUUCAUGGCUGAGCACGGGUUGGUUCACCAUGGCAAUCGCUCUGGAGGUUUGUGACAGAAUCGACGUCUAUGGCAUGAUUCCUCCUGAUUUCUGCAAGUCUCCCAAGCCCUCAGUGCCGUAUCACUACUACGAGCCUGCAGGGCCGGAUGAAUGCACCAUGUAUGUCACCCACGAGCAGGACCGGCAUGGCAGCCACCAUCGUUUCAUCACAGAGAAACGCGUCUUUGCCAACUGGGCACGUAUGUUCAACAUACACUUCUAUCAACCUGAAUGGAGACCGGCACCUGUCGCAAAGAACAUCACAGACUCCUCUUGAGGAAGUUUGGGUUGUUUUUAGGACUCAGAACCUGCUGGACACGGUGUGUUCUUUAGAGGACAAAUGAAUGUUUUAACUGAAACAUUUUACAUUGUGAAUUAUUCUGUUCUUUCUAGAGGAUUGAAACAUCAAGAACAAUUUUAUAUAAGGCACAUGUUGAACAUAAACAGACUGAUCAUUUUAGUUGAAAAAAACUGAUGUGCUGAAUGAAAAUGUUCAAAGAUUGUAAAAUGUGACCAGAACAUGCAGUACAUUAUGAUCAGUAUACUUUAUAAUCCACAUUGGCUCAUAAUUCAGAAAACUGGGUUACAGUAUAAUUAUAUCACAGUUUCUGUUGCCAGCAAUUACUAGUUUGAUAUCUCAGGCCAUAUAGUUCGCCCGGUCUAAUUUCAUUUUAAAGUAUACAUAGAGCCUCACUAAUUUGUUUAAAUUAUCUGCUUGAAGAGUGUCAAGCAUGUUAAAAAUGUACUUCUCUUGGUGGCACGAAACAGAACCUUUUGCAAUUUGUUUAUUUUCCAAAAUCCACGUCUGAUUUAGUUUUUGUUCAGUACAUGUAAAAAAAGAUGCGUAUCUCUUAAAUUAAGCUGCACAUGUUUAUUUAUGCUAAUAAUACUGCGAUGUUCUCAGUAGUUCUAGUCUUUCCUCUAAAUCAGAGGUUCCCAGACUGUUUCAUGGCUUUAUUUCUAUUUGACUAUUUUACAUUUGGUGGCUAAUUCAUAUGAAUUUGUUUAAAAUGAUCAUAUGGGUUUGUAAGAUCAGCUUUAGGGGCUCCACACAUCUGUGACAUCAUUGGAACGUCAAAAGAUUUUUCUGUGGCAUCACUGAAACUUUAAUUCUGCAGCAGUUUUCAAACUGAGGAAAUAGUGAGUUCACACAGUCUAAGAAUGGUGGUGCAUUCAUGCUAGGUCAUAAAUAUGACAAAAAAAAAAUACAAGUUCUUUGAUUUAAUUACCAAGUAUGUUGGUAGCCGUACCUUGUGCUCAGGUUUUUCUCUUGUGAGAAUGACAAAUCUUUUGACGGAUCCUUCACAGAACGCGUCUGAAACGACCAACCCAAUCUCACAGGGAAAAUAACUAUGAAGUGGUGAUUUCAUUUAAAUUCAUACAAUGUGAAUUGUUUGAAAAUGUACUAUUUUAGGUUAGAAAGAACAAAGAAGCAUGAAGGUCCUACCCUAAACCUAACUGCCUCUCGGAAAGCAUUUUGCGAGCAAAUGUAAAGUUUCUCUACGGAACGCUAAAGACUU
Messenger RNA from Pimephales promelas (fathead minnow), 2472 nucleotides. It is a transcript of the gene st6galnac5b, whose product is annotated as ST6 (alpha-N-acetyl-neuraminyl-2,3-beta-galactosyl-1,3)-N-acetylgalactosaminide alpha-2,6-sialyltransferase 5b. The record is from RefSeq and is a predicted model, not a curated record. NCBI's taxonomy places the organism in Eukaryota, Metazoa, Chordata, Actinopteri, Cypriniformes, Leuciscidae. Gene Ontology annotation, biological process: oligosaccharide metabolic process; ganglioside biosynthetic process. Gene Ontology annotation, molecular function: alpha-N-acetylgalactosaminide alpha-2,6-sialyltransferase activity.